AUGAAUAAUUCCAAAGCAGCAUAUGGUUACUUUGCACUGAAAGUAGACAUGGCAAAGGAUUAUGAUAGGGUCAAUUGGAAAUUUCUAGGAGAUAUGUUAAGAAUUAUGGGUGUUUCAGUGACAACCAAUUCUUUGAUAAUGGCGUGUGUUUCUACUGCUUCUUUUUCAAUCAAUUUUUUUUUGAAGGCAUUUUCAAUCAAUUUAAAUGGAUCACCUCAAGGUCUUUACCAGCGAUUGUCCAUGCUUAUGCAUCAGUUUGAACUUCAAGGUCUUUACCAAGGAUAUAAAAUAAAUAGAAGAGCUCCUGCAAUCUCCCAUCUCAAAUUUGCGGAUGAUUUAUUCUUCUUUGGGGAAAAUACAAGAGUUAACAUUCAAAACUUGAAGAAAUUGCUCAAGGAAGAUGCAGAUAUGUCAGGUAAGCUAAUCAACUAUGAUAACUUUUCGAUACACUUCAGUAAGGGUAUACCUCAGUGGAUGAGACAAACUACAAUUCUAGAUCUUGGUGUCAGGCAAAUGACAAUAGAGGACAAAUAUCUUGGUAUUUAUCCGUUAAAAUCAGAUUAUAGAAUAUCAAGUUUUGAUUCUCUUACAGACAAAAUUACUUCUAAGUUGCCUGGAUGGAGAAUCCACUUUGUUAACUCUGUGGGAAGAACUAUUCUAUCAAAAUCAACAAUUUCUGCAAUUCCAAUUUACUUCAUGGGAUUUUGUUUGUUUCCUAAAGGUGUUACCAAAGAAAUCAAAAAAGUGCAAAGGUGUUUUUGGUGGAAUCACUUUAUUGAAGAACGUAAGCUUCACUUUAUAAUCUGGUCUAAGAUGGAACUAAGGAAAGAAUUUGGCGUCCUGGGAUUUAAAAAUAUUGAACUGAUGAAUAUUGCUCUAAUAUGUAAACUGGUUUGGAGGUUUUUAGAAAAUGAAGAUGUGAUGUGGGUUCAAAAACUGAGUGCUAAGUACUUACAUGGUGUUUCGUUUUGGCUGGCGGAUAAACCUGACAAAUGCUCCGCAACAUGGAGCAUUAUGCUUGAAGUCCGCCAUAUUCUAGAAAAUAGGAUUUUCUGGCAAGUCAAUAAUGGGAACAAGAUUCACAUAUGA
Messenger RNA from Papaver somniferum (opium poppy), 1089 nucleotides. RefSeq lists its product as uncharacterized. Lineage: Eukaryota; Viridiplantae; Streptophyta; Magnoliopsida; Ranunculales; Papaveraceae. The record is from RefSeq and is a predicted model, not a curated record. The coding region runs from base 1 to 1089 and encodes 362 amino acids. The transcript has a single exon.